This is a messenger RNA of Salarias fasciatus (jewelled blenny), 1276 nucleotides long. Its product is annotated as alcohol dehydrogenase 1-like. Gene Ontology annotation, molecular function: S-(hydroxymethyl)glutathione dehydrogenase [NAD(P)+] activity; zinc ion binding; alcohol dehydrogenase (NAD+) activity. The transcript is spliced from 9 exons. Bases 14 to 1150 code for a protein of 378 amino acids. Gene Ontology annotation, cellular component: cytosol. Gene Ontology annotation, biological process: formaldehyde catabolic process. NCBI's taxonomy places the organism in Eukaryota, Metazoa, Chordata, Actinopteri, Blenniiformes, Blenniidae. The record is from RefSeq and is a predicted model, not a curated record.
CUUUGCAGCAGACAUGGCCACAGCUGGUAAGGUCAUCAAGUGCAGGGCGGCCGUGGCCUGGGAGCCCAACAAGCCUCUGUUGAUGGAAGAGAUCGAGGUGGCUCCGCCUCAGGCCAACGAGGUCCGCAUUAAGAUUGUGGCGACGGGCGUCUGCCAUACUGACCUGUACCACCUGUUCGAGGGCAUGCAUAAGGAUGGCUUCCCAACAGUGCUUGGCCACGAGGGAGCCGGCAUCAUCGAGAGUGUUGGUCCUGGAGUCACUGAAUUUCAGCCAGGAGACAAAGUCAUCCCCUUGUUCAUCGCUCAGUGCGGAGAAUGCCGCUUCUGCAAGAAUCCCAAAUCCAAUAACUGCACUGAAGGAUGGGCUGCUCUUCGCCCCGAUGUGAUGUCGCUUGAAGACACCAGGUUCACCUGUAAAGGAAAGAAGGUGUAUCAGUUCAUGGGAACCAGCACGUUCUCCGAGUACACUGUGAUGAACCAGAACGCCGUGGCCAAGAUCGACCCUGCUGCCCCGCUGGAUAGAGUGUGUCUCCUGGGCUGUGGGAUCAGCACUGGAUAUGGAGCAGCUGUCAAUACUGCCGCGGUUGAACCGGGCUCCACCUGCGCCGUGUUCGGCCUGGGAGCCGUGGGCUUGGCUGCGGUCAUGGGCUGCAAGAACGCAGGUGCCAAAAAGAUUUUUGCCAUCGACAUCAAUCCCGACAAGUUCGAGAAGGCCAAAGUGUUUGGCGCCACUGACUUCGUGAACCCCAGAGAUCACGAUAAACCCAUCAGCCAAGUGCUGAUUGAGCUGACCAACGGAGGAGUGGACUUCUCCAUCGAGUGUACCGGGAAUGUGGAGGUCAUGCGCAGUGCCUUGGAGUGUUGCGUGCAGGGUUGGGGUGUGAGUGUGAUCGUCGGAUGGACAAACAUGAACGACUUUUCAGCGAAACCCAUCCAGCUCAUCGGUGGGCGAACCUGGAAGGGCUCUCUGUUUGGAGGGUUUAAAUCCAAGGAUGGCGUACCGCAGCUGGUCAAAGAUUACUUGGUGAAGAAGGUGAAGCUGGACGAGUUCGUCACCCACAAGAUGAAUCUGGACAAGGUCAACGAUGCCAUUGAACUCAUGAAGCAUGGGAAAUGCAUCCGGACUAUUGUCAGCGUGUCUCCGCAGUAAGGCCCUGAAGGUUCUAUCUGGAGCUGACGUCUCAACAAGAAGAAUUAAUUAUACAUGAUCAUUAAAGGCAUUUAGCCUACUAGCCUUCAAAAAUCAGCACAAUGUAAUCAAACUGUGUGUAACAAU